GACUUGCCCAUUAUGAACAUAUUGAUAUGAAAUGUGCACAGCUACUUAAUAUCAUGAAAUGCCUCUCAGGUGUAUGGUGGGGUGCUCAUCCGUUUUCUAUGAAACUUGUGUAUAACGCUCUUCUCCGGAUAUAAGAUAUGAUAUAGGUGUCGGUAAACAAGAUAUUCUGGAGACAAAUAUUCGUUUCAUGAGUAGCGUUGAGGAACAAAAUUGGAGUGGAUGGGAUUAUAUUUUUACAGAUGCCUCUAAAAUCUCUAUUGAUGAUUGUGUUGGAGUCGGUCUAGUUCAUUGGCAACAUAAAAUAAUACAAAAGAUUAAACUUCCUCCUGAAUCCUCUGUUUUUACUGGAGAGUGUUUUGCUCUUUUAAAAGCUGUAGAACUGGUUAUUUUAUUAAAAUCUAAAAGAACAAUCAUAUUUUCAGACUCAAAAAGUGCACUACGAACUAUUGAAAAAUUUCCAUUCCAAAUGAAACCUUGUUAUCCUAUUAUUUGCGAAAUACGUGAUAAGCUUUUGAUAUGUUCUCAAAGAAAUCACACCAUUAUCUUUGCAUGGAUUCCAAGUCACUGUGGGAUUAAAGGGAACGAGAAAGCCGAUCAGCUUGCCAAAGAAGCUAUAAAGGAUGGAGACUUAGUCCCAUACAUUAAUUAUUGUCAUGAUUUGACUGCUCUUCCCAAAACCUAUCUUUGGGAGUCAUGGAAUGAUGUUUGGUUGAGAAGCAGCAAGUUCAAAGGCAAACUUUAUGCUGAAAUUCAACCCUCGAUCUCCAGUAAACCAUGGUUCUUUAAAGCUAAAAGUUCUAAAAUUGUCACUUCUAUCAUUUCCAGAAUGCGUUUAGGACAUGUAUGUACACCUCAUCAUUUAGCAAGGCUUCGUAUUGUUGAUAGCAAUAUUUGUGAGUGUGGAGAAGAUAUUGGUGAUCUCGACCAUAUUUUCUUUUCUUGUUCCCAAUAUGACCGCACCUCCUUUAUGAAUUCCUUACAAUUACUACAGGUUCCGUUUCCGACUAAAAUCUCCUGCCUUUUGCUUUAUCCUUUAUUGUAUUAUAAUGUAUUAUCCUCUUUCAUAAUCAAUAAUAAUAUUAAGAUUUAAUAUAUUUAAUUUAUUUUUAUUAAUUUAUUUCCAUAUCUUGUUUUUAACUAGCUUAUCCUUUUGUUUCCUUUUGACGACUUUGUCGCGUGUAGUUUCCCUACCUUUCACUUGAAACUGGCAUAAAGUUAAAACUAUUGCCAUAAAGGAAAAAAAAAAAAAAAAAAAAAAAAAAAAC
Molecule: messenger RNA, 1265 nt
Organism: Bombyx mori (domestic silkworm)
Lineage: Eukaryota; Metazoa; Arthropoda; Insecta; Lepidoptera; Bombycidae
Exons: 2
Coding region: 188-1090 (300 amino acids)
Biological process (GO): DNA replication, removal of RNA primer
Molecular function (GO): nucleic acid binding; RNA-DNA hybrid ribonuclease activity
Source: RefSeq, a predicted model, not a curated record